Messenger RNA from Onthophagus taurus, 1039 nucleotides. Its product is annotated as transmembrane protein 170A. The record is from RefSeq and is a predicted model, not a curated record. NCBI's taxonomy places the organism in Eukaryota, Metazoa, Arthropoda, Insecta, Coleoptera, Scarabaeidae.
CAAACUUUUGUACAUAAACGAAAAACGUCAAGUCCUGUCAAGUGUUUCUAUUAACAUGUUGCCGCUUUUGUUGUUGAAUUUUUAUUAAAAUUACACAUUUCGUAAGAAAAUGUGAUUCUCCGCUACGUAGCAGCGGAGGGGCACUGAAACGUCGCGAUGCGGAAAUACAACCGACAGUUAGACUGUGGAACGUGAUUUUGGGGCCCACAGUACAGGCGAGGAAACAUGUCCAAGUCGACGGAGUUGGACUCCCUACAAACAGUCUUUUGGCUACAACAAACCGACAAGUUGAACACAUUUGCCAAGAUGUGGUAUCACGUCUUUCUGUGGGCCUUGUUUUCAUCAAUUUUUGUUCAUACGGUAGCGGGAUUAAUAGCGUUUUUAACACUGCGAAAACACAAAUUUGGUAAAUUUUUUCCAAUAGCAAUUUUAUUAAUGGGCGUUGUAACCCCCGUAAUGUCCGGGAUAAUAAGCAGUGCAGCUAUAGCGUGCGUUUAUCGCUACUCGAGUCUGCCGAUGCAACCGCUGUACGCUUUGUUUUGGGGCGUUGGCCAAACGGUCCUGUCGGCUUGUAUAGGGUUCACCCGGAUCCUUGCUACACUCUAAUUUCUACUUGCACCGGCAUCGCACCGCUGAAAAGAGAAAAAGAGGCGCGCAAAAAUUAAACCAAAACGAAAACUCCUAUCAUUAUAUCAAUUAAACAAUCGAUUAUUAAAUAAUUUAUUAAAAUAAAUCACCGAUGAAUCAUUAAAGGGGACGAUUUUUAAUGAGUUUAAGUGAGGAAAUAAAAAUGGAAGGAAAAAUAAAUGUGAUGGUGCUACACGGGCAUAAAGUUAUAUUAUUAGAGUAUUUUGUAUUGUUUCUUAUAUUUUUUAAGUAAUUUUUUUUAAUUGUUUUGGUUGUAUUUUUCAUUUGUAUAUUUUUUAUUAUAGGUAAUUGUAUAAAGUAAACACUAUUGUCGUAGAUUUUAGGGAUAUUUUGUAUAUAUUGCACUGUAAUAUAUUAGUACGUAAUUAAUAAAGAAUACCAAUGAUUUUAA